Cooperia oncophora is the source of this 282-nucleotide messenger RNA. The record is from the annotation of a GenBank genome assembly. Lineage: Eukaryota; Metazoa; Nematoda; Chromadorea; Rhabditida; Trichostrongylidae.
AUGAUGACAGUUCUGCGAAAAAGUCUCCAACGUUCCCGACUUUUGGCUCGAAGCAGGAGGGUGACACUUCAGAGAAAAAACCUGCGCUAUCGUUUCCUUCUUUCGGGAAUGCAAAGGGCGACAAGAAGGAUGAUGAGAAAAAGCCCUUGUCGUUCCCAUCGUUUGGAAGUUCCACUACAAAUAGCGCGGCACCUUCUGGUGGACUACAAUUUUCUUUUGGAUCUUUGCCAAAAACGAGCACCGAAGAUCAGAAAGGAGAUGGUGAGUAAGAUUUUGGAGUAG